AUGCUCAAGAUUCUUCGAAACUGUGCAAUCACCGGCUAUCAAUCCAAGUCUCGUCACAGUCCAGCUAUUUUCUUCACUCAAUUCCACGAAUCACGAGCACAAACCUUUGCAAGGAUGGCCGAUCUCAACGUAACCAUCCCGAAGCUGAAACUCAAUGACGGCACCUCAAUGCCUAUGCUGGCAUUCGGUACAGGAACCUCUUGGUACAAGUCUGGCGAUGAGAGUAAGAUUGAUCAAGCAAUCAUUGACGCUGUAAAGAUCGCAAUUAAGUUGGGAUAUACUCAUCUUGAUGGCGCAGAGAUGUACAAGACCGAACCCGAGCUUGGGACCGGUAUCAAAGAGAGUGGUGUUCCCCGCGAGAAGCUCUUCGUGACUACCAAAGUGAAUGACGGCAACAUCAACAACAUUGAAGGAGCGAUCAAAGCUAGCUUACAAAAACUGCAGUUGGAAUAUGUUGAUCUCUAUCUCAUCCACCAACCCUGGUUUGGCAGCUCAGAGGCCGAUCUCCAAAAGGCCUGGGCUGACAUGGAGGCAGUCCAAGCCGCAGGCCUUGCCAAAUCCAUUGGUGUCUCCAACUAUCUCCCCGAACAUCUAUCAGCCAUACUGAAGACUGCCAAAGUAAAGCCUGUGUGCAACCAAAUCGAAUUCCAUCCUUACCUUCAGCACGAAAAACUUCUGGAAUUCCACAAGCAGAACGGCAUCGCUACCACCGCCUAUUCACCUUUGACAGCAGUUACCAAAGCAAAGGGUGGCCCUGUAGAUGAGUAUGUAGAAGCGCUGACCAAGAAGUAUGCCGUGAGCGAAAAUGAGAUCUACCUGAGGUGGUGCAUCGAUCAAGACAUCGUACCGAUCACGACCAGUAGCAAGGAGCAACGUCUGAGUGACUACUUGCGGGCGCUGACCUUCAAAUUGACGCCAAAAGAAGUAAAGGAUAUCAACGAGUUGGGCCAGAAGAAGCACUAUAGAGGUUUCUGGACUCACAAGCUUGCCGCUGAUGAUCGAUCGUGA
Bipolaris oryzae ATCC 44560 is the source of this 1008-nucleotide messenger RNA. RefSeq lists its product as uncharacterized. The record is from RefSeq and is a predicted model, not a curated record. Lineage: Eukaryota; Fungi; Ascomycota; Dothideomycetes; Pleosporales; Pleosporaceae. The transcript is spliced from 4 exons. Gene Ontology annotation, molecular function: oxidoreductase activity, acting on NAD(P)H as acceptor. The coding region runs from base 1 to 1008 and encodes 335 amino acids.